This is a messenger RNA of Sphaeroforma arctica JP610, 751 nucleotides long. RefSeq lists its product as hypothetical. Lineage: Eukaryota; Ichthyosporea; Ichthyophonida. The transcript has 5 exons. The record is from RefSeq and is a predicted model, not a curated record. Bases 14 to 751 code for a protein of 245 amino acids.
CAAAUAUAUAGACAUGGAUACAAUGUCCAAUGUGCAACAAGCAGAUCGAAUGACGGCCGAACUGCACCACCUGAUUGAGAAUACCGAAACAAGCGCCCUUGAAUUUCGGUCCUUUUUCGUCGCUUGGGAUGGUGUGCUCGUAGCUGCAUACAACGCUUUUACCCCAGCGUUGCAAUUAUUGAAGGACAGUAUCAAUGCAAAUAACGAAAUAGUUUUACAAGCUGAGAAUCACGGCAGCCGCUGGCCCAAGACAACUUUAGGUGCUAUCAAGGACGAUCACCCUCCCCUGAGCCUCAGUGAACUCAAAAUGCUGCGCGAGAUUUGCAUCACGCAGAGCGCUGCAAUGGACCACAGGCCUGUACAAGUUGACUCACUCGAUUUGGUAGAUUUCGAAUCGCGGAACUUGGAGAAGGUCGUAAACAAAGUGCAUUUCGAUUUGAGCACAGUAAAUGUCUCGGCAUCAACUGAAGUAUCGGAUGCAAGCAAAGCAGUGGUUGAACAAGUCCUGAGUGAGUUCUUUGGUUCCACCGAUGAGGAAUACCUUCCAUGUGUGAAGGCAAAUAGGAAUCGAUACAGUAGUUAUAGUCAGAGACAGAACGGGUCGACCCUAGUGCAUCUUUUGAAUAUGGAAUUUGCCGCACAGAUGAGAGCGUUCAAAUCUGCAAUCGACUUGGCCUUCCCAGGAAAAUACUGCUGGUUUGCAGAAGAUUCCUUGCACAUUACUGUGCGAGGGUUGGACCCGCCAAUUUAA